This is a messenger RNA of Aureobasidium vineae, 1113 nucleotides long. The record is from the annotation of a GenBank genome assembly. Lineage: Eukaryota; Fungi; Ascomycota; Dothideomycetes; Dothideales; Saccotheciaceae.
AUGGCAGACACACUGAUAUCGCUGGGACAUUUCUGCGAGAUUCACGGGCCGCAAGCACUUCUGACGACUUCGGUCCAGUCGCCGACUGCAAUCUCGCCGCCGCCGAACGAGACGGGCACAAGUUGCGCCAACUGUUCGUACAACGUGCCAGCCGCAACAACAACUCCACCCGUACUUCGCAGCAAAUGGCGUGACUCGACCUUUGCGACCACACGAGCACCCUCCAAUCCUCUGCUGCGCGAUGCCUGCACGCGUGCCUUGGCCGUCGAGUCUCUGCCUCGUGGUCAGAAUUCCGGUUCCAUGACCUUGACCACCGACCUGGCCACACAAGGACCAAAAGAUCCAAGGACUGUCAAUGUCGCACACGUCUUUCGCCUGCCGGAUCCAAGAGCUAGGGGACAAAGAAGAGCGUAUGCGUUUGUAGCCGUGGGCUCGCGCUCCCUGUUCCGACACCAAAUGACCGUCCGUCGUGCUUUUGAGGCGUGGGCAAAGUCAAUCGUCACACUUGCCGAAACACAUCUGUCUACCAUACAACAUGGAGAAAGCGCAGAAGCCUCGCCAAUUGAAUUGUCUGCCGCCAACGUCGAAUCCUUGCGUAGCUACAGUUCGAGUGCUACACCUUCACCACCGAUGUCUAUGGGCUCCGCUGAACGCACUCCACCGCCUGUAUCUCCACCGCAGCCGCAACGCACUCACUCUCAAGCCUCGUCCAUUGUAUCUACGACAAGCCAUCCUCAGAAGCCAGCACCUACGUCUGCAGUGGUCACACCUGUGUCCAGUUUCCUGUCCGCCAAAUCCGUAGACCCAGACGGCUACCCUCGCUCCUCCUUAUCUGCAGCCUCCCCAUUAGCAAACGUCCCGAAAACUCGCAAUCUGGCUGAGAUUGUUGGAGACGAGUACUUCUUCGUGCGCCUGCAUGCGGAGUUCUGCGGGUUGUUGAAGAGCUUGAUCGAGAGUGAGAUUGCUGAGAAAGGGCCUGAGAUUGAGGAAGAUGGGAAUGGCGUUAUUGAUGAGGAAGACCAAAGGUAUGGAAGUAAUAGUGAUGAUAAUGCUGUCCAGAGUGGUGAGGAUGAUGAAGAUGAGGGAUGUGUUGUUGGCUGGGACAGGUACUGA